Pan troglodytes (chimpanzee) is the source of this 2191-nucleotide messenger RNA. RefSeq names its product calcium modulating ligand (gene CAMLG). Gene Ontology annotation, biological process: tail-anchored membrane protein insertion into ER membrane. The coding region runs from base 858 to 1748 and encodes 296 amino acids. The transcript is spliced from 4 exons. The record is from RefSeq and is a predicted model, not a curated record. Gene Ontology annotation, cellular component: GET complex. Lineage: Eukaryota; Metazoa; Chordata; Mammalia; Primates; Hominidae.
AUACUUCGGCGUAGAGAAGUUAAGGAUGAGGAACAGGCACCAAGAACAAAUCCCAGCGUAAGGCUCCCUUUAAGCGCGGCUCCCAGGGUUACGUAUUCCCAUUGCCUACAGGCGAGGCCGCGGGUCUGUAAACAAGCGACUGCCGCUGCGACCUCCAUUUUGCUUCCUGGCACCAAAUCUAGGCUGACCUAUUUACUGCCAUCCCUUUCCCACUCCCGGUUUGGUUUUCUUUCUUUCUUUCUUUUUUUUUUCUCGAGACAGAGUCUCGCUCUGUAGCCCAGGCUGGAGUACAGUGGCGCGAUCUCGGCUCACAGCAACCUCCGCCUCCUGGGUCCAAGAGAUUCUCCUGCCUCAGCCUCCCGAGUAGCUGGGAUUACAGGCGCGCGCCACCACGCCCGGCUAAGUUUUUGUAUUUUUAGUAGAGACGGGUGGGGGGAGGGGGGAGGGGGUCACCAUGUUGGCCAGGCUACUCUCGAAAUCGUGACCUCGUGAUCCGCCCGCCUCGGCCUUCCAAAGUGCUAGGAUUACAGGCGUGAGCCACCACUCCCGGCCCUGGGUGCUGGUUUUCUUCACCUCCGAGUGAACAGCAGAGGGGGCUGUUGGGUGAGGGCCAGAAGAGUUGGGGAGGCACCAGAGCUUCCAGCGCUGCCCUCACUCAAGAUGGCGGCCAGAGCCUCGCGCUUGGUCGCGUGGGGCGGUGCGUGAGUGCUUAGCUCACAGGCUCCGGGACCGCGCUCGGGGGCGGGUCUAUAGUGGGAAGGGGACGCGCGCCCUGCGGCCCGGCCUCUAGUCAUCGCCCUCGCAGCGGCGGCCAACAUCACCGCCACUGCCACCCCUCCCAGACUGUGGACGGGGGGAUGGAGUCGAUGGCCGUCGCUACCGACGGCGGGGAGAGGCCGGGGGUCCCAGCGGGCUCAGGUCUGUCGGCUUCCCAGCGUCGGGCCGAGCUGCGUCGGAGAAAGCUGCUCAUGAACUCGGAACAGCGCAUCAACCGGAUCAUGGGCUUUCACAGGCCCGGGAGCGGCGCGGAAGAAGAAAGUCAAACAAAAUCAAAGCAGCAGGACAGUGAUAAACUGAACUCCCUCAGCGUUCCUUCCGUUUCAAAGCGAGUAGUGCUGGGUGAUUCAGUCAGUACAGGAACAACUGACCAGCAGGGUGGUGUGGCCGAGGUAAAGGGGACCCAACUGGGAGACAAAUUGGACUCGUUCAUUAAACCACCUGAGUGCAGUAAUGAUGUCAACCUUGAGCUCCGGCAGCGGAACAGAGGGGACCUGACAGCGGACUCAGUCCAGAGGGGUUCCCGCCAUGGCCUAGAGCAGUACCUUUCCAGAUUCGAAGAAGCAAUGAAGCUAAGGAAACAGCUGAUUAGUGAAAAACCCAGUCAAGAGGAUGGAAAUACAACAGAAGAAUUUGACUCUUUUCGAAUAUUUAGAUUGGUGGGAUGUGCACUUCUUGCUCUUGGAGUCAGAGCUUUUGUUUGCAAAUACUUGUCCAUAUUUGCUCCAUUUCUUACUUUACAACUUGCGUACAUGGGAUUAUACAAAUAUUUUCCCAAGAGUGAAAAGAAGAUAAAGACAACAGUACUAACAGCUGCACUUCUAUUGUCGGGAAUUCCUGCCGAAGUGAUAAAUCGAUCAAUGGAUACCUAUAGCAAAAUGGGCGAAGUCUUCACAGAUCUCUGUGUCUACUUUUUCACUUUUAUCUUUUGUCAUGAACUGCUUGAUUAUUGGGGCUCUGAAGUACCAUGAAGCCUGUAGAACUGAGAAGGAGAAGCUUACAAAAAAAAAAAAAAAUCCUCUUCUAUAUUGCAGUGUCUCUAAAGGAGGCAAAUUGGUUUACACCUUCAUGUAAUUCUUUUACUUUAGGGGUUGUAAAGCUACUUUAUUAGAAAUAGAAUGGCAGAUUCUCUGAUUUAAAAGGGCUGAGUUUGUAUUAUUACUGAUAUGAAGAAUAGAGUACCAAUGUCAUUAAUUGAUUUUUCUUGUUAAUCAGAAUUCCUAUUCUGUACCUUUCCUCUAACUUCUCAGAUUUGUAAUUCUUCUUUUGGGAGCUGAGCUAGUGCUUUUAGGAGAACAGAUAAAUGUGGUCUCAGCCAGCCCUAGAGACUGCUUCUUGUGUUUGUGUCAUUCUGUCCUGAGAAAUGAAGUCAUCUGAAAAAUAAAAUGAAAGAAACUGAAUUGUCUAAUGUUAA